AUGGUAUGGGAUUGGAGACGUUCACUGCUAGCCAAUCAUGUAGACGCGAGCCAGAGAAAAAAGGAGUCUACGUCAUGUCGUGGGUUCGUAAGGUGGAGGAUUCUGUUCACCCCCUUUAAGGAUGAAGGGUACAAAGGAAAUACUGGACUGCCUUUGCUGGUGAAUACAACUUCGGUGUACCUUAAUUGCCACUCCCCCAGAUGGCCAAUCCCGGUGGAUCACCCUAAAGUCGCCAAAAUGAUCACCAGAGCCAAGACGGGUAAGGAAAACAGCAAUAUGAUGCCAGGGUCGCCUGCUGUCAAGGAUAUGUCUAUUGCCCCAGUAAUCCAGGCGGCCUUCAAGUGGAAAACGGUCGAACCGGUUGAUUUGUCUGUUUUGGUUUCUCCAGCAGAUUUUAGUACAGACUCCUCAACACCACGGGCAUUGGACGGAGAUGGUGCUGGACCUUCAGUUGAAGGAGUGUUGUUGGAGGUAAUAGCCAUUGUUGCGUUCGUGAGAAGGCGGUAA
Fusarium redolens is the source of this 507-nucleotide messenger RNA. RefSeq lists its product as uncharacterized. Lineage: Eukaryota; Fungi; Ascomycota; Sordariomycetes; Hypocreales; Nectriaceae. The coding region runs from base 1 to 507 and encodes 168 amino acids. The record is from RefSeq and is a predicted model, not a curated record. The transcript has 4 exons.